Messenger RNA from Acanthochromis polyacanthus (spiny chromis), 4651 nucleotides. RefSeq names its product zyxin (gene zyx). The record is from RefSeq and is a predicted model, not a curated record. NCBI's taxonomy places the organism in Eukaryota, Metazoa, Chordata, Actinopteri, Pomacentridae. The transcript has 10 exons. The coding region runs from base 159 to 1988 and encodes 609 amino acids. Gene Ontology annotation, biological process: transforming growth factor beta receptor signaling pathway; integrin-mediated signaling pathway.
UCGGGACCAGAGAGGACUUGUCGGAGGGCUGGUCUAGUUCCUGCUCGGGGGGAGGGUCUAAUUGCUGCACAGUUGCCAUUACAGCAGCAGCAGCGGCGGCUCCGGGCAAAGAAAGAGGAACGAACGGCGGAGAUCCACGGAAACGAUAAAAACAGACCAUGGAGGACUCCAAUGGCAGCAAACCCUUCAUGGUGACAUCUUCUCUGAACUUCAAAGUCACCACGCCGUCCUUCUACAACCAGCCAAAGAAGUUUGCGUCGGUGGCGCCGCCGCGGCCCAAAAGUCAGACUCCUCCGUCUCCGUCGCCGACACCAAUCCCCAUCGGCUCCGGAGUUAUCGGCCGAGUGGGAGACCUGCCGCCUCCACCGCCUUCCCUCUGCGAUGACUUCCCGCCCCCUCCUCCUCCUCCGCUGGAUGAUGACUUGCCAGCCCCUCCUCCUGAAUGCCAAACCACACCCACCGCUGAUGCUCCGCCUCCCGCCUUCCCGGCGCCGCCACCGGUGGCCGACGACCUGCCCCUCCCGGCCCCACCUGAGGAGAGCACCUGUCGACCACCCACCUGUCCCUCCCCUCCCCCUCCGCCUCCCCCUCCACCUGUCCCCAGUGCUGCUGGAAACCCUCAGAGGCUGGUGGAGAAGCAGACGAGCUUCGACAAGCAGCUGGACUCUCUGACCGACUUGCUGUCUGAGAUGGAGACCAGAGGACCCUUCAAUCCCAAGUUACCGAACCAGUACUCCUCAGCACCAGCUCCCAAACCUUCAGCUCCUCCUCCGACCGCUCCCAAACCGGCGCUGUCCUUCCUGCCUCCUCCAGAGAUGGGCGACCGGCCUCCUCCUGCUCCGUGGGCCGAGGAGCUCAAAGCCAGAACCAACCGGCAGAACAACCACGGCUCUGCCGCCAAGGCUCCGCCCGUGGUGCCGAAGACCGGCUUUGGAGGACGACCCACGACGUCGUCUGCGUCUCUGGCACAGAAACUGAACCAGAACCUGAACCAGAACCUGAACCAGCAGCCCAACCCCAUCAGCAGCGCUCCCAGACCUUCUCCUCCAGCCUCCAGCUCCUUCCCUCCUCCUCCUGCAGCUCCUCCUGCAGCUCCUCCAGCUCCAGCUCCAGCUCCGAACCACAUAAAGAGUCCUGGUUUUACCGCUCCGGUUAAUGCAAACCAGAAAGCUCCAGCUGCUGUUCCUCCUCCUCCUCAACCCAAGAUGCCGUCUCCUCCCUCCUCCUUCAGCCAGCCCAUGAAGACCACCCCCGCAUCCACGCCUUCUCCUCCAGCUCCGGUUCCGAUCCCAGGUGGAGGAGUUCCUCUGAACAUGAGGGAGGUGGAGGAGCUGGAGAGGAUGACCAAGGACUUCAUCAAAGACAUGGACACACACGCACCUGUCAUCACCUCCCCCCCCACAGAGGUGUGUGGGAAGUGCGGUGAGGCUCUGUCCAGGACUCAGCCGGCUGUCAGGGCGAUGGAUAAACUCUUCCACUCCACCUGCUUCUGCUGCAUGAGCUGCCAGCGCCCCCUGCAGGGGAUGCAGUUCUACGACAGGGACGGGUCUCCACAGUGUGAGGACUGUUACAUGAGCUCUCUGGCCAUCUGCUCCAGAUGUGGAGAACGGAUCACGGACCGGGUCCUGAAGGCCGUCGGUCAGUGCUUCCACGCUCAGUGUUUCCGCUGCAGCACCUGCUCCUGCAUCCUGGAGGGGGCGCCCUUCAUCACCGACGACAACAACAACCCCUACUGCGUCCAGGACUACCACAGGCGCUUCUCUCCGCUGUGCGUCAGCUGCAAUGAGCCCAUCAUUCCUGCUCCGGGCAGCGAGGAGACGGUCCGAGUCGUGGCUCUGGACAAGAACUUCCACCUCAAGUGUUACCGCUGCGAGGACUGCGCUCGGCCUCUGUCCAUAGAGGCGGAUGAGAACGGAUGCUACCCGCUCGACGGUCGGAUCCUGUGCAUGAAGUGUCACACUCAGCGGGCCAAACGCGCCGCGCAGUGAUUGGCUAACGCAGCAGUGCCGCGCAGUGAUUGGCUAACGCAGCAGUGCCGCGCAGUGAUUGGCCGACGCAGCGCCGCUCAGUUUAAUCAUGAACCAAACCCAGAAGCACAGAGUUCAUCCAGCUGCCUUUGCAACAGGGCUUUAUUCUGUGUGUGUGUGUGUGCGUGUGUGUGUGCGCGCGUGUGUGUGUGUGUGCGUGUGCGUGCUGAGCGGUGUAUUCCCUUCCUUCCUGUCCUCUCGGUGCAGAGGUAAUGUACUGCACUGACCGCCAGCCCUCUCUCUGCGUGAGUCGGAGCCUCGUUUUCGUGCCAAUUCUAUGUUUACGCUAAAAAAACUCCCAGCAGAAGUUGCACAAGAAGAUCAAAAGAGCGUCUGAAUUAAAGUUGCCUUCCUCCGCGUGUCGCCUGAACACCCCACCAGUAGCACCGUGAGCCGAACUGAGCCGCAUGUCCAAGCUUCCUGCCUCCCAGUGCUUUAAUCAUCGGCGCCUGAACAUCGUUUAGGGCUAAAAACAAACAAACUGCAAACAGUGAAUGUCGCUCUCGUGAUUAAUGACCUAAAGGCAUGAAUUCUGUCCCGUCGCUCCGUUUGAUCGUUCAAGAUUAGAACCAAAAUCAGCCGUUUUCUUCUCAACAACAAAAAAAACUAAAGGCUGAUUAAUGAGUAUUUGUAGAUGCAUGGAUGCAGAUUGUCUCUUUAAACCAGCUGAGUUCUUCAAAGAGGACCUGUCGUUGCACAUAGUGAAGUGAAACAUCUUCUCACUUUAAUAGAAACAUAAAGUAGCUUUUGAUAUGCAUUCCGUAGAGCCUCUUGCUUUAAAUAAUCUAAUUUAUGGACCUAUUUUUAUUGAGUAUUAACGUGUAUUGGCGCUAGAAUAACCCGUAGAGCAGGGGUGUCAAACUGUGGGUCUGAGUGUCCACAAAGGAAGAGAACAUUUGGUCACAAUAAUCUGGAACUGAAUGGUGUAGUGUUUUACUUUAUGAUCAAAACGACAAAAAUCAGACAUUAAAAAAGACAGAACGACAAAAACACGACAAAAUAUUCGAAAAAUGAGACACAAAAUGACAACAGCGAGAAACAGAAUGACCAAAAAUGGGACAAACGACAUGAAACAAAACAAAGACAAAAAAGUUACAAAGCAACAAAAACAUAAGCAAACGAAAUAAAUGAGACAAGAAAUUCCAUAAAUGACACAAAUGAAAUGAAUAUUGCAAAAGUAAGAAAAAAAAUGGACAAAAAUCAACAAUAAAACACGACAAAAUAUUCAAAAAAAUCAGACACAGAAUGACGAAGACGAGAAACAAAAUUUUGACAAAAAAAGUUACGACAAAAACGAGGCAAGUGAGACAAGAACAAGAAACAUAACAACAAAAUAGACAACACAAGCACGACAAAAAACACAAAACAAAAAUUAUGCUUAAAACAACGAAUAAAGCGAAACAAAAAAGGACAAAAAACAAAAAACAAGACAAAAUAUUAGAAAAGUGAGAGAAAAUAACGAAACAAAAUUACCAAAAAAUGGGACACAAACUACACCAAACAAAACAAAAAAAAGAGACCAAAAAAUUUGACAAAAACGUUGCAGUGACAAUAAAAUGGACACACGGCAAAACCGAGACAAAGAAUUCCAUAAAUGACACAAGCGAGACAAAAAACACAAAACAACAAAAAUUCUGCUUAAAACAACAAAUAAAGCGAAACAGAAAAUGACAAAUAAAGGACAAAUAUUACAAAAGUGAGACACAAAAUGACAAAAACGAGAAACAAAAUUAUCAAAAAUGGGACAAACGACACAAAACAAAACAAAAAAUUUAGACAAAAAAGUUGCAAUGUGACAAAAAAAUGGACACAUGACAAAAACGAGACAAAGAAUUCCAUAAAUGACACCAGUGAGACAAAAAAAUUACAAAAGCAAGAAACAAGAGGACAGAAAAAUAGACAACACAAGCGAGACAAAAACAAAAAAACAACAAAAUUUUACAAAAGUGAGACACAAAAUGACAAAAGAACAAUCUAGUAUUUUACUUUAUGAUCCAAACAACUUGGUGGUCUUGAAAUGAUUCUAAAUUUAUAGUUUUACUGAUUUACAAUCUUCUCUGGAAUUGUUACAUUCCACAAAGUGGGGCCGGAUUGGACCCUGUGAAGAGCCGCUUUUGGCCCGCGGGCCGCAUGUUUGACACCCCUGCCGUAGAGGCUGUCAGUAGCAGUUAAACACAGCGACCAAACACUUCAGUUACUUCAGUGUUGAUGUCUGUGUUGGAGUUCUGUCGUUACCACUAUACUUUACAUUAUUCCACUUUUGUACUAUUUUAUCGUUCUGUAUUCCACUGAUGUUUGCUUAUAACCUGGAGACGUGCCUUUUCUCCGCUGUCGUUCCUUCUAAAGUCGAGCCACAGAAAUGAAUUAAAAAAGGACAAAAAACAGAACUCGAUCCGAGUCGACACGUUGCUGCAUGUUGGUCGUCCCGUGAUCUUACCACGAUGCCUUCACGGUCGCGUUUCUGGGCAUCGCAUGGUGUUACGUCGUGUUACAUGUGGAUGUCUUUCAUAUAACUUUUUAUACGUUUGAUAUGUGUGAAUGUUUAAAUCCAUCAUUUAGCCCCGACCCUCCAUCUUUGGCUGUAUCCAGAUAAGAACUAAUAAAGAAAAAUGCUGAAUACCAAA